AUGUCCCCUGAGAUCCUGAGAGAGUAUGAUCGAGUGAUGAGGGAUCAGAUGAAACAAGGAAUCGUGGAACCUGUAACUCCCAUAGAGAAUGAGACUGAGGAGUCUACCAUCCACUACCUGGCACAUCAUGGAGUCAUACGUUGUGACAAGGACACAACCAAACUAAGGAUUGUCUAUGAUGCGUCGUGUCGAUCUCAUGGAAUCUCCUUAAAUGACUGCUUGUACGUUGGUCCUGCUCUUCUAGAAAACAUCCUUGACAUACUGCUGAGAUUCCGGUGCAAGCCUGUAGCCCUUACUGGAGACAUUGAAAAGGCUUUCCUGAUGGUUGGCAUAAAGAAGCCCGACCAAGAUGCCUUACGUUUCUUGUGGGUUCGUGAUAUUGAAGAUACCGAACUGGAUGUUGUAGAGCUACGAUUCACCAGAGUAGUAUUUGGCGUGUCGUCAAGUCCCUUCCUACUGAACGCCACAAUACACCACCACAUGUCGAAGGAUGGCGACUUGUCCUUCACAGAGAGAUUCAUGAGAUCUAUAUAUGUUGAUGACAUGACGGUCUGUUUCGACACUACGGAUGAUGCCUAUGACUUCUAUGAGAAAGCGAAAGCCCGUCUGCUAUCUGGAGGAUUUAACCUACGGAAGUUCGCCAGCAAUUCG
This is a messenger RNA of Priapulus caudatus, 651 nucleotides long. RefSeq lists its product as uncharacterized. NCBI's taxonomy places the organism in Eukaryota, Metazoa, Priapulida, Priapulimorpha, Priapulimorphida, Priapulidae. The annotation marks the transcript as partial. The record is from RefSeq and is a predicted model, not a curated record. The transcript has a single exon.